AUGCGAGAGCAUCUUGUUUUGUUGAAUAGAGCAUCCACUCUGCAUAGAUUAGGCAUACAUGCAUUCCAGCAUGCGGUAAAAGAAACUGGCCAUAGAUUCCGAGAAACCAUUCUUGCCCUUGGAGGUGGAAAAUCACCCCUAGAGGUAUUCGUGGAAUUCCGAGGACGAGAACCCUCUCCAGAGGCACUGCUCAGGCACAAUGGUUUGUUGCAAGUUGCGGCCUUGUCCAUUAAAUUCAGUCCAAACUGUGGUAACAUUUUUGGCUUGGUUGAGGAUGGCGCGCACAUUUGGCGAGAGGUGGUGAAUUCUAAUUUAAGGUACGAAAUGGAAGCCAACAUUGGGAUGGUUAAAUGCAAGUGCAGUUUGCUAGAUGAGGAUGGUGAAUGGUUGAUAUCGCAUAGUAUUUUCUAUAGAGGAUGA
This is a messenger RNA of Fraxinus pennsylvanica, 420 nucleotides long. NCBI's taxonomy places the organism in Eukaryota, Viridiplantae, Streptophyta, Magnoliopsida, Lamiales, Oleaceae. The record is from the annotation of a GenBank genome assembly.